This is a messenger RNA of Opisthorchis viverrini, 1487 nucleotides long. RefSeq lists its product as hypothetical. NCBI's taxonomy places the organism in Eukaryota, Metazoa, Platyhelminthes, Trematoda, Opisthorchiida, Opisthorchiidae. The transcript is spliced from 9 exons. The annotation marks the transcript as partial. Gene Ontology annotation, biological process: mitotic cytokinesis; regulation of mitotic cytokinesis; mitotic spindle assembly. Gene Ontology annotation, cellular component: astral microtubule. Gene Ontology annotation, molecular function: microtubule binding. The record is from RefSeq and is a predicted model, not a curated record.
CAGUCGACGAAGUUAACCGGAGCAUCGCAGAAUUAGAACAAGCAAAAUGCCCCUUGGGAGAUGUGGGUCAAAAUCCCGUAGUUAGUCAAGAGUUUAUUAGCAUGUGUCAAGAAACCUUGAGUGACUCAAGAGAAGAAAAGGAUAUAACGGCCUCCAGAAAAGCAGAAAUAUACCCGACCACUCAGUUAUAUCCGAAGCCAUCCGAAUUGGAGUUUGGACUUGGUGACAUGACCAGUGCUCGGUACUCAGAACAAGAGCAGGAAGAGGCCAUCAAAGAUGGUAAAUCGCCAGAUACAGCUGAGAGAGCCAUGGAGCCAAAGCCAAAACUUGCUGUUCUCCAUGAAGACUCUGAACACUCACAACAAGAAAAUGUACAGAAAAAUACGUUAGGCGUACAACCGGUCGAUUUGGUACAAACGCCCUCACCACCAGCAGCAUCGACAGUUCGUAAAUCUUGUGUCAAGGAAUCUACAGCACAACCCGAAACAGCAAAGCCGAAAAAAGCCUCCUCAGUAGAAUCACUCACUGCAACAGCUAGAUUAACAAGAUCAAACAGCUUGAGCCUCCCAAGUCCCAUCUUGAAGAACGCGGACAAGCAAACAAGUGAGCCAGGUGUUGGGCCGCGAAGCCAGGUAUCAACAGCGGAUAAGAAUAACCAGCAUGUAAGAACUCUCCCCUCAACUAAAUCGAGUCCACGUCGGCCAAGUUCCUGUCAUUUGGGCACGUUUGUCGAAGUACCAAAACAAGGCGCUAAUGACGCAGCAUCCAUGAGGAUGCUAGCUUACCGAGAAUGGUACCUGAAGUCUCAGAAAUCAAUCCUUGAAGCAAAACGUGUAAUGUCCGAGAAAGAAGCCAAAGAAGCUGAGAGAAAGUUGGAGGCGUUAGAAAAGGCUCAGGAAAAUGAAAAAAUGUUUAUGGCGUGGAAGUCGAGGAAGCGGGCUUAUUUUCGGGAACAACUGAAAAAGAAGAAGGAAGAAGAGGCGGCUAGGCAAAAGAAAGCUCAAGAAACAAAUGAACGGAAGGCGUCAUCUGAAAAGGCAUUUGAAGUGUGGAAGUCUCGAAAAGAUGCUGUAUUAUUAAAACAAGCACGGGAGAAGCAGGAAAAACAAAAACUGUCCAAACAAACACAACAAAAGGAAGAGGAAGAGAAGCGUACGCAAGCCGAAAAGGCCUUCCAAGCUUGGCGAACUAAAAAAGAAGCCGAACUUCGAGAAUUACUACAUAACCAGCGGCAGGAGCAGAUGCAGCAGGAGAGGAGAAAAGAGGAAGAAAUGAAACAGAAAUCUGAGAAGGCAGCUGAGGCAUAUUAUCAAUGGGAAAUGAAGAAGAUAGCGAGUCUGGGUGCCAUGAUUAUUGGUCACGGAUUCAACCAGGCGAAUUCAAUGGAAAAUCUUCGUCCGACGGUUACUAGUGGUCGCAUGACCGAGCGUGCCCCAUGGAGACCAGCCUCUGGAAGGUGCAGUAUGACAAGAGGUUUACCUUCCUGA